GGGGGAUCUCCUUAAAUGCCUCCAGAUCAGCCUCUGGUUCAGUAGUGACAGCCUUAGAGAAGGUCUAGAAUAGUGACCACAGUUGACAGGGUUCCACCCUGUGGUCCCUAGAGAGUCAGUCAGUGUGUCAGUGUCCGGGUAGGUCUAAGUGGUGAGAAGUGGGACUCCUUGUCGUGCACCUGACACCACCAUGGAUGACUAUCCGAUGUAUGGGUUACUUGUUGGGUUCUCCUUGUGGGGGACCCUCUGGCGUCUCCUCUUCCCCCUAGGGUUCUGGCCCACGCUCACGUGUAGAGUAGGCACCCGGGGCAGCACCUCCACUGCGCCUUACACAAAGGAAGAGGAGGAGAAGAUGGCCGCCAUUCUGAGGGGAAGGAAAGAGAAGAAAGAGGCUAAGAAAAAGGCCCUACAGGAGGAGCAGGCGGCAAAGUUGAAAAAGAUAGAGGAGGAGAUGGCCAGAGAGAAGGAGAGGUUGAAGAAAGAAGAAGAAGCGAAGUUGAAGGUGGAAGAAGAAGAGGAGGAAGAUGAUCAGCCACUGGAAAGGAGAAGAGAGCAGCGAGGGAAGUACAAUGGCAGCAAGAGUGAGGAGAUGGAGAAGAGGAUCUCAGAAUGGGUCGCCAACUUGUCCUUGGGGGAAGAAGAAAAGGUAGCCAUGUACAUCCCCAAGGAUGAGCAGGAAGCCGCUAUGCAGGAAUGGGAUGCAGAAAGAGAUGCUUUGAAGCGGCAGACGAUGGAAGAUGAGAAGAGGAUGGAGUGGUAUGAUGCGGUCAAGGAGUUAGAGGAGGUGCAGAAACCUAGUCUACAGUUGACUCCUCAGGUGGACCUCGAACGGAAGGUAGAGAUCAUUGCCCAGAGUGUCGAGCGCUUGGCUCGAGUGCAGGAAGAACAGUAUGAGUUUAGUAGAAGUCAGGAUAUGGCCGUGCGUUCGAUGCGGAUGGGAUUUCGGGAGUUUGCUUGCGAGCUGGUAGGCGCAGUAGGAGCCGAGGUGAAUCAUCACCUCGAGAAGACUGAACGCUUCUACGUCGGCGCCAUUGAAGGCCUCAAGGCGGCAGCUCCCAAGGAGGAAGAGGCACGUCCUCGCCGGGAGCCAGUCAAAGUCAAGUUCCCCGAUUCCUACAGUGGAAAGAGGGAAGAGAACUUUGACGAUUGGGAGGCCAACGUGAAGACCUAUGUGCAUUUGCAACAGGUCUCCCCAGAUCAGCACGUGUUAAUUGCCAUUCAUGCACUUAGAGAUGAGGCCGCCAGUUUCGCAAGGUCACUAGUCCGCACUGCCAACUACAACAAUGAUGCAGUGGCCUACUCACUGUUCACUCCCCUCGUUGAUUUCAUGAAAUUGCUGCGCGAGCGAUUUGCUGAUGUUGCUCGCAGUGUUAAGGCCUCAGAUAAGCUCCAAACCAUCCACGCUUGUAAAUGGAAGAGUGCCAGGGCACUCAAGGGCACGAUGGAUGAAUUAGUGGCUGUCCUUGACCAUGGGGUCACAAAGGCCCAAUUGGUUGGCCUCUUCUAUCGGGCUAUGCCCGAAGCCUUUCGAGGGAUGUCCCCGCGAGAGUUGGAAGAGCUACGGAAGCAGUUGGACGAGCUUCUCGAAAAGGGUUGGAUUAGGCCCAGCUCGUCACCAUUUGGAGCACCUGUUCUCUUUGUCCCCAAGAAAGAGGGAGAGUUGAGGAUGUGUAUAGACUAUAGGGGUCUGAAUGCUGUUACAAUGAAGAAUGUUGAGCCACUGCCUAGGAUAAACAACCUCUUGGAUCGAGUGCAGGGGGCAAAGUACUUCUCCAAGAUAGAUUUAAAGUCUGGAUAUCAUCAGCUAGAGGUACAUCCUGAUGAUCAGUAUAAGACAACCUUCCGGACUAGAUAUGGGCACUACGAGUUCAUAGUGAUGCCCUUUGGACUAACCAAUGCGCCAGCGACGUUCCAGCGCUGUAUGAACGAUUUGUUUAGGCCAUGGUUAGAUAGAUUUGUUGUUGUCUACUUAGAUGAUAUCUUAGUGUUUAGCAAGACCCUCCAAGAACAUCAGGGUCAUCUCAGGCGGGGAAACAGGAAGUCGUUGUGCGAUGGCUCGAAGACGGACGCUCUGGGAAGACAGGCCACUCGGGAUCCUGCUACCACACGAAACGAAUGGCAGGGUAGAAAUAAGCAUGCCUGCAAGGAGUGGGGCGCCUCGGCGCUACCAUUCCUCCGCAUACUCCGAUGUGCUGGAGACUGGGUACGACUUUAUCUUGGCACUUCCUGGUCUCGCCGGUUCUGUGGCACAGAGGCCGAAUGGGCGACCGAGACACUCGUUCUCAAAACGAAGUGUGGUCAGACCCAUCGCGUCCCGUUCAUUGGAACCACGGGCGACACCCCGCCCGACCUACUUCCCCARGACCCUCGUCCCUCAGGGUCCCACCCCAACAUCGCGUUCACUUYCCCUCGUCAGUUUGCUCACUUCAUACGACAGGAGGACGUCACGUUCUACUCAGUGAACGUCAUGGAUCUUCUUCGCUACGAUCCACUCUGUCCCGAGGUUGAGCUCAUCUCUCUGGAGCCCGAUCCCCCUGACCCUCCUUCCAUCUUCGCGGCUCCCAUCUCUACAUCCACUCGUCAGCCUGCGGAUACCCCCUCCACGUCUCAGGCCCCUGCGCCGUCGACUGUCGAGUCCACACAUACGUCUCGCGCUGACGCAGACGCUGAGGAACUCACACGGUUCACGGCAGACUUAGAGUCGGCCGUUCGGGACCUGAUUCGAGAGUACCGCGACGUCUUUCCCCCGUAUUUCUCAUACAGCGGGAUUCCCCUGAUGCGCGGUGUUGAGCAUUCUAUCCAACUCGUGCCUGACUAUCGUGUUCACCAUCAGGCACCGUACCGACUCUCGAUCCCAAAGGCGACGAAACUCAAGCGUCAGCUUGAGGAGCUCCUUCGAUUGGGUUUCAUUAAACCCAGUAACUCCCCUUGGGGUGCACCUGUCCUUUUUGCUCGCAAAGCGGACGGAACUCUCCGCCUCUGCAUCGACUACCGCGGCCUUAACCGUUACACGGUUAAGAACAGUUAUCCCAUGCCCCGCGCGRAUGAGYUGUUUGACCGUCUGGCAGGCAACCGCUUCKUCACGAAGAUCGAUCUUCGUAGCGGUUACCACMAGAUCCGCGUUGCCACAGAGGAUCAGCCGAAGACYGCCUUCCGAUCGCGCUUCGGCCACUACGAGUUCAYGGUGAUGCCAUUCGGCCUCACCAAUGCCCCCGCCACCUUCCAGACGGCGAUGAACGACAUCUWCAGGGACAUCCUUGAAGAAUACGUUCUCGUAUACCUGGACGACAUCUUGGUCUACAGUCGUACCUUAGAAGACCAUAUCAGACACCUCCACGAUGUCCUACAGCGCUUACGCAAGCAUGGCUUCUAUGCCAAGCUCAGUAAGUGUCGCUUUGCCCAGCGCAAAGUGGACUUCCUAGGACACCAUGUGUCUGACCAGGGUCUCCACAUGGACGACGCGAAGAUCACUGCUAUUGCAGAGUGGCCCGUCCCCACAUCUGCCAAGCAGCUUCACAUUUUCCUAAGCCUCACCUCCUACUAUAGUAAUUUUAUCCAGGGAUACGCUAGGUAUCCCUACGUCCUUACCUCUACCCUUCUCCGAAAGAACCCGUCGUGGUUUUGGACACCCCUGUGCGAGGACGCCUUUCGCGCCCUCAAGAAGGCGGUGACCUGUGCGCCGGUUCUUCGCCUUCCCGAUUUUGAUCAUCCCUUUAUCGUCACCACCGAUGCGUCAGAUUUUGCAGUAGGAGCUGUCCUUUCUCAGGUGUUUCCCUCUCCUCCAGAUUCACCUUACCCCCAUGUUCCUCCUUUCCCCCCCCCUCCUGCUGACACUGCUUCUCGACUGACGCCUACCCUCCCACCACUUCCCUCCACUGACAGUCCUCCUGUUACUUACUCCCCGACCAUCACGGAGGAUGGGACUGUCGAGGCUCGGGCUGGGGAUUGCCCGAUCGCGUUCUACUCCCGUCAGCUACUGCCUGCCGAGAUAAACUACAAUGUCGAUGAACAUGAGCUCCGCGUCCAGGCUGUAGCAGAGUUCCAUGACCAGGCAGCUGCCGGUCAUAUGGGUUUCCACAAGACGUUGGCUCGUGUUUUCCGCCUAUACGUCUGGCCGAAGUCCAAGGACUUUGUAAAAGCCUACAUCCUGGAGUGUCCUACCUGCCAGGAGGUGAACAGUGUGAACCACCUUCCGUAUGGGUUACUUCAGCCCCUACCCAUACCUGAAGGUCGUUGGCAGUCCAUCUCGAUGGAUUUCAUUGGUCCCCUUCGCCCACCCACUGAGCGCAGUCAUAAUGCUAUCUUGGUCGUCGUCGAUCGCUUCACAAAGCGUGCACGUUUUGUCCCGUGCCGCUAUCGCAUUAGCGCUCGUGAGGUCGCCGACAUCGUCUUCGACCGAGUCGUGAGAGAUCACGGCUUACCUCAGAGCAUCAUCUCCGACCGUGACCCGCGCUUUACCAGCACAUUCUGGCGACGCCUACACGAGGUGUACGGAUCCCAGCUCCGCUUCUCAUCGUCUUACCACCCUCAGACGGAUGGUCAGACUGAGGUCACCAAUAAAACUCUCGGUAAUAUCCUCCGAAAGUUUGUUAGGGAUGACCAGCAGUGGGACUUACACUUAGCCCACGCGGAGAUUGCGUACAAUCACGCUGUUUCGCCAGCCACGGGGAUGUCGCCAUUUUAUUGCGACCUCGGCUACCACCCUCGCGUACCCGCGGAUUUCCUACGACCAUCGCGGUUGCGCCCAGACACUCGUUGCCCUGCGCUUGACGACUGGAUCGCCCACAUGGCGGCGAUUAUGAAGCGCGCACACGAGAGUUUAGCCGACUCCCAGACUCGCAUGGCCGCACGAGCGAACCGAUCACGAAUGGAUCAUCCAUUCAAAGUCGGUGACGAUGUGCUCGUCGACGCACGCCACUUACAGCUCGAAGCAGAUACGCUUCGCAAGUUCAGGCGUCGUUUCUUCGGCCCAUGCCGCAUCCUUCAGGCCGUCGGUUCUGAUACUGCCGCUAGUCCGGUCAGUUUCCGUGUGAAGCUACCUGAUUACCUUCGACAGGCUCGCGUACACGAUGUUUACCACGUCUCCUUGCUGCGUCCUUAUCGCAGACCGUCCGAGCGCUUCGYCGGACGCCCUUAUGAGYGCCCUCCACCUAUCAUGGUGGACGGUCACGAGGAGUUCGUUGUUUCCGACAUCGUAUCACGCCGAGUUACCGACGAUACCCCUCCACGCAUCGAGUACCUUGUGUGUUGGAAGGGCUACUCUGAUGAGGAGGCUACUUGGGAGCCCCUCGAGCACUUGCAGCACGCCAGGAUGUUGGUGUGUGCAUACGAUCGUGCUCGUCGUACUGAGAUGUCUGCCCCUGCUCAGCCGACUGACCCUCUUCCUCCUCCUCCGGCUGAGGAGAUUGCUGAGGACGAGCCCGCUCCCUCUGAGGCCGUCGGGGAUCUAGAGUACUUUGAAAAGGCUUUCGCCGACAUCUGUCUCAGCUUACCGGAUCGCGAAGGAGGUCGUGACAAUGUGGAGUGCCCAUCAGACCUUAUCAACAGUGUGAUCGCUGGGCUGGCAUCAUCAGGGGCGACUGCAGCAGUUAUCAAUGAGUGGUCGGCAGCAGUAAUUGGGUUUAUUGCUGGUCUCGUUUACAUGCUUGGCGCAAAAAUCGUCUUGAGGUUGAAGAUUGACGACCCGGUAAAUGCAGUGGCUAUCCAUUUUUUCUGUGGCAUUUGGGGGACACUUGCAGCAGGCUUGUUUGCAGAUCCAGAUAUUGUGAAAGAUCUCUAUCACAUAACCAAGGCGCCAAAUGGUGGAUUGUUCCUCGGCGGUGGAAUCAACCAACUAGUUGUCCAGGAAAGUGUUAAUUUGGGGUGUUGGGACCCCAACGGAACUGGGGAGGGAGGAACCAAGUAGUCAUUUUCAAUGAUUUUUGUUUUUCCAUUUUUUAAAAGACAAAACAGGUCCUUAUGGAUCGGACUCC
Messenger RNA from Chara braunii, 5972 nucleotides. The record is from the annotation of a GenBank genome assembly. Lineage: Eukaryota; Viridiplantae; Streptophyta; Charophyceae; Charales; Characeae.